AUGGCGACCAUCGCCGACGAACUGCUGAACGACUUUGGCGAUUCGGACGAGGAGAAUGAAAACGAAAAUGGUCACGRGUUUGCAUUGAACGGUGGAGAGGGAAAUGACGACGGACUGCCGGAGACGGGAGGAGGAGUUGAUGGACAUGGCGAGGGCAAGACGGACAUGGAGCUGGACGAUGACGAAGAACCGGCAGAGGAUGAGGAUGAUAAUGAUAAUGCGCCGGCCCAUCUCAAGACAGACGCCGCCGAGGAUGCGGAAGAGGCCAAGGCGCGGGUGGAGAAGAUGGCGCUGCACAAGGUGGCCGAUGUGCGCACCGUCGCGGGUCUGAUGAGGCAGUUGGAACCAUUGCUGGAGAAAAUCGCACAUUACCAAUCGUUGGCACCUGGCCAGGCAACACGAAAUAUUGGUAACAUCGAGGACAAUCCGGAAUAUCAACUCCUCACCCAAUCCAACACCCUCUCUACGGGAAUUGACAACGAAAUCAUUCUCGUGCACAAAUUUAUUCGCGAUCACUACUCCACUCGAUUCCCGGAACUCGAAAUCCUUAUCCAGAACCCGCUCGACUAUGCCCGCGCCGUGGCCAUCAUUGGAAAUGGGCCGAUGGAGAACAUCCGCGAGCUCAGCGAGAGAACAGACAAUAUUGUCGGACAAUCACUCAAGCAAGUCUUGGACGGUCCCUCAUUGAUGGUCGUUACCGUCGAAGCAACAACCACCAAGGGUGAAGAACUUCCAGAGUCCGAGCUUGCUACCAUUCAAAGCGCUUGCAAAAUGAUCCUCAAGCUCGACCACGCAAAGAAGGUGCUGACCGAAUACGUUCAAUCACGAAUGUCAAUGUUUGCGCCCAAUCUCACCGCUCUCAUUGGCUCUCUGACAGCCGCACAAUUGAUCAACUAUUCGGGUGGUGUCGCCGGACUGGCAAAGACUCCCUCCUGCAACAUUCCGCCAUUGGGUAACAAGAAGUCUGCCCGUGGUAUCGGUAUGGCCACCAAUGCCGGAGUCCGCAAUCAAGGAGUCAUCUAUCACAACGACAUCAUUCGCGCUGUUCCCUCGGACCUCAAAGUCCAGGCAAUGCGCAUCCUAUCCGCGAAAGUAGUGCUCGCGGCCCGCAUUGAUGCCGCUCACGAGUCGCCGUCUGGUGAACAAGGGUUACUACUAGGUGAUCAAGUCGAGAAGAGGAUUGGCAAAUUAUCCGAGGCCGCUCCCAACAAAGGCGUCAAAGCUCUUCCAGCUCCAGACGAGAAGCCUUCAAGAAAAAGAGGUGGACGCCGAGUUCGGAAGAUGAAGGAAGCCACUGCGAUGACUGACUUGCGGAAAGCGCAGAAUCGAAUGGUAUUUGGCAAGGAGGAAGCUGAAGUAGGCUACGGUACUGGAGACGGUACGAAAGGUUUGGGAAUGAUCGGCGCCCAAAACGAUGGAAGGAUCCGAGCACAGCAAAUCGAUCAGCGGACCAAGGCGAAAUUAUCCAAGAAGAAUCCUGGCUGGGGUGGUGCAACGAGUGCCAAUGCAAAUGUAGGUGGUACUGCGACAGGCUUCGGUGGUGGGGGCUUGAGCACACCCGGACAAUUGAAAGCCAUGGGCCUACGAGCUUCCGGUGUAGGCGGAAGUGGAAUGAAGACAAAUGUUGGCGGGGCUGGCGGAACCGCGAGUACAAUUGCUUUCACUCCCGUGCAGGGAUUGGAGCUGGUGGACCCGAGAGUGAGAGAGGAAAUGCAAAGGAAGAGAAAGGCGGACGAGGAUCGAUGGUUCAAGAGUGGGACAUUCACCCAAUUGGGUGGUGCAGGAAGCAUGGGUCCGCCAGGUAAGGUGGAUGGCGGUUUCAAGGUGCCUACUUUGCCGGCCAGCAAGAAGGCUAAGAAGGAUGGUUGA
Molecule: messenger RNA, 1869 nt
Organism: Ramularia collo-cygni
Lineage: Eukaryota; Fungi; Ascomycota; Dothideomycetes; Mycosphaerellales; Mycosphaerellaceae
Product: related to U4/U6 snRNP-associated 61 kDa protein
Exons: 2
Coding region: 1-1869 (622 amino acids)
Biological process (GO): mRNA splicing, via spliceosome; spliceosomal tri-snRNP complex assembly
Cellular component (GO): U4 snRNP; U4/U6 x U5 tri-snRNP complex; precatalytic spliceosome
Source: RefSeq, a predicted model, not a curated record